This is a messenger RNA of Exophiala xenobiotica, 1746 nucleotides long. RefSeq lists its product as uncharacterized. NCBI's taxonomy places the organism in Eukaryota, Fungi, Ascomycota, Eurotiomycetes, Chaetothyriales, Herpotrichiellaceae. Bases 1 to 1746 code for a protein of 581 amino acids. The record is from RefSeq and is a predicted model, not a curated record. The transcript has a single exon.
AUGGCUUCGAUCAGAUCCCGCGGAGCCUUGAGAAGCUUCACACGAAACGCUACCCUUGACUUCUUCUACUCGAAACCUCCACGACACCGAUGCUUCGCCCAUAAACCCUCCCUACUGCUAGUUGCUCGGCCCACACCACGUCCGCAGUUACCUUUCCUUCAUCCAGUGACACGAAUAAACCUUGUCCAAGCACAUAUUGGACGAUUCAUCUCCACGGAGCGCAAACAAAGAUGGAAGGCCCAGCUUUGGCGCCAAUUGCGCUUCCAUGCCUACCUCUGGCCUGCCGUCUUCUUUCUCACCAUCAUGACGAUCGGUAUCCAGCAAACAAAGUUUGAAAGGGACUAUCCGACACCGCGAGACUGGUCAUUCUGGAGCCGCUGGCUCUUACGGAACGCCAAAUUCACGGAGUUUAGUGACGGUGCCAAAGUACAUCAGGUAUUGACCGAUUGGGUGAAGGCGGGGCGCUAUUAUCUAAGUGUCCUGGAAAGAUUGGAGAGCGAAGACUAUGACGGAAAGUUCCUGCUACCAUCUGAAGCCAGUGGAUCGUAUGCAGACAGCCUGGGAAUAGCAGGAUUUGACAUAAGUGCCAAAAGCGAGCAGUGGCGGCGGGGAUACUAUGAAGCUCUGAUGGGCGCUGGAAGAGUGGCAGAGAAUCUUGAUGGCAUAUGCAAGAGAAAAGGAGAAGCCUCUGGACGAGUGUAUUCCAGGGACAGUAUACCUGGGCCUGACAACCCAAGGCCGAAGCCGCUCCCCUGGGACAAGAAAAGAGGCCAAGAGACUCCGCCUACGGCAGACGAGGUGGAGGACGCUUUCCCAUCACCAGAGAUGUUUUACAUGAAGGUGUUAACCACCAACGGCUUUGACACAAGGCAGAGGCUAGAAGCAGCUAUGGCCUAUGCCGAUUGGUGUGAUUUUAAAGGCUUAGCCGAGACUGCUGAAGAUACCUAUCGUUGGGCUAUGGACAUUGCUCAGUCCGGUCUGCCCGGUGGUGCGACCGCCGUCAUCGACACCAAGACGGGCGUUAUCGUCAAGGGAAGAGAAGAUGGGGUUACAGAAAAUGUCCUGAAAGUCUGCACUGCAUAUGCAGUACACCAUGCAAAGGCUGGGAAUGUCAAGCAAGCAUUGCCGAUAUUCCUCAGCGUCCUACGAGCUAGGAAAAAUCUCCCUCCAUCACCAUACGGCGUGAUAGGCAAGAAAGAGCGAGCCAAGCAGGACGAGGGCCUAUGGCCGUACCUUUACUCUCUGAAAGAUUUGAUCAUUGAACGACCAUUCCCUCCGCCGCCACCUACUGGCAAUGAGAGGCCAUAUCACACUUUGAAGGAAGCUUGCGAAGAGGUGGGACUGAUGACUUAUAUUGGCGAGAUCCUGUUCGCUACCAGCGACAGUGAAAGGCAGAAGGGCCUUAGCUGGACUCGAGAUAGUGUCGAAGCUGCUGAAGCCGUCAUGUGGGUGAUGGAGGAGCAAAAGGAGGAGGAAGGCAAGGAACGGUGUCGUGAAUGCCUCGAGACUGGUCUGCAGAACUGGAAAGACAUGUCUCGACAGAUGGCUCGUCUAGCAGCAAAGAAGGAGCGAGAAAUUGAGAAUGACAAUGGCUGGCUUGGCCUCGGUUUGGGAAAGGCACGGCGAAUAGCAGAAGCUCAAAGGGAGAAAGAGAGGUGGGAAGAAGAGAAUGUACAGAUUCAGCUGAGGAAAGAAAAGACUCUGCCACUGACGCAGCCUGUGAAGCCUCUGGCUGGAGGAUGGUGA